This is a messenger RNA of Lithohypha guttulata, 555 nucleotides long. It is a transcript of the gene YAE1, whose product is annotated as Essential protein Yae1, N terminal. The record is from RefSeq and is a predicted model, not a curated record. The transcript has a single exon. NCBI's taxonomy places the organism in Eukaryota, Fungi, Ascomycota, Eurotiomycetes, Chaetothyriales, Trichomeriaceae. Bases 1 to 555 code for a protein of 184 amino acids.
AUGGACGAGCCCCAAAUACGUGAGCGUUCGUCCUCCGAAGGUGCACCUAGCACUGCCCCAACAACACCAGAAGCAACGGAGCCUCAUGACAACGACGAUAUUUGGGCCUCAGACAAUGAUCACGAAUCUAAUGCAGCCACUACAGGCCAACAAAGUCGCGAGGACCUCCCGUCCGAUCUGCCUACUGUCAAGCGACAACACAUGACCGAUGGCUAUCGGGAAGGGUUGUCGGUGGGAAAAGCAAAGGUAAUGCAGAAUGGAUUUGAUAGUGGCUAUCCCAUUGGCGUAUCCAUUGCUCUGAGAGCUGGCAAGAUUCUAGGCUGUCUCGAAGGUGUAGUAGCUAUAAAGGACCUCAAUGAAGAGACGAGGGCGCCAGUAAAGAAGAUGCUUGAGCAGGCUAGGCAGGAUUUGGCUGUGUCAUCCCUACUAAGAGACAUGACUGAUGAGACCAUCAUGGAGAGCUCAUCCAUACCAGACUCAGUCGACAUCGUGUUAAGAAAGUGGGAGAAGGUUACUUUCGGCGUUGGUGAAGAGUCAGGUGAAAGUGAGAGUUGA